Molecule: messenger RNA, 13647 nt
Organism: Paramuricea clavata
Lineage: Eukaryota; Metazoa; Cnidaria; Anthozoa; Malacalcyonacea; Plexauridae
Source: the annotation of a GenBank genome assembly
CAUUUUUAGGAGAUUCAAGCUAAAUUUCAAGACUUCACCCAGACCAUUUCACUGAAUUCGGAGAUGUACAACCGAUGUGACAGAUUUGCAAAAGACUUAGUUGCUGAAGGUCACACAGAGACUGUUACGAUAAAAGAUGAACAGGAUAUUUUAAGGUUGGUUUUGCAUUGGUUCGACUUCAAGGCGUAUAAACACCUUUAUAGAUUAGGUAUGACUAUGCUCCUGUAUUACCUUAACUACACCUAUUUUUGUAUAGAUCGAUGUGGCGUCAACUUCAAGACCAAAUUUCUUCUCGUCAAGAGAGACUGCACAGUGCUUCAGAGAUUCAUAAAUUUAGCAACGACCUUGACGACUUGCUGGAUCGUAUUCAACAGAAAGAUAACUCUUUAUCUUUCGACGAUGUUGGCCGAGAUGCUGGAACUGUCCAGGCCUUACAAAGACAACAUGAAGUAUUUGAACAUGAGUUGAAACCAAUGGGAAAUGAAGUUUUGGCAAUACUGAAUGAAUCCAGACGACUUAAAGAAGCUUACAAAGGUUUAUUUUAUGUUGUAAUUCACGGACAGUGACACAUUUAGCUGUUUAGUUAUGUUUAGAUCUAUCAGCACUGUACCAUGCUCUCAGUUUUCUAAAGGCCCAGAAAAGUAGGAAACAUUUAAAGCUCGUCAGUUUCUUUAAUGUUACCAUCCAGGCCUUGGGAACAUUGCUUUGGAAACAACAUUUGUAAAAUGUGAUUUUUGUUGCAGGAAUAAUCCUGACCUUUAGAAAACAUGUCUAGGAAACAAUGUUUCCUAGUUUGCCCUGCUGGGCGCAACUACAGGAGUAUUGUACAACUGUGCAUGUAUCUUCCACUGCUCAGAUAACACAAUAAAUGUACAGCCGACUUGCUGCAUAAUUCAUGCCGAUUUCUUUCGUUGUUAGGUCAAACAGCUGAGGCGAUUGAUGAGCAGGAACAUUUGAUUUCAACAAGUUGGAAUGAACUGACACAGAAGUCUAAAACUAGAAGGAAAAAACUGGAGGAUUCGUUGCAGUUGUACAAUCUAAGCAGUACCGUAAGUAGUCACCAAACACUAACAUAACUAAAGUAAUUUUACUCAUUCAGGAUAAUUUUAUCAGAUCUCCACUAUUCUCUAUAGAGGAGUACGUAGUACCAGAGUACCCGAAGAAGCCCUGUAGUAUUUGAGUCAAAGUGGAAGCAUUAGUGUCAAAUUCUCUGCAUUUACAGCUAAUUCAAAAAAGGUUGUCCUUUGCAAACCUUAAACUCUAAACCAUAAACUUUAAACUCUAAGCGUGCAUCAUAAUGGGAGCAUCAUUUAAUCAGUUUAGAAAUCAUAUAUGGGGCGCAUUUCUUAGAGACAUGGCAAGUAUAUCCUUACGAAAACAAUUCAUUCAAAAAUAGCUGCAAUAUUUAACUACUAAGCUUGAAACUUGUGAUCCCAUUAAGCUUUGCACGCUUACGCCCGUAUUCUAAAAGCUCACUCACACUCAAUGAGUGGAAGUUCAAUCUCAGCUUCUCUUGAGCGUCAAUGCUGUUUUUGAAUAGCUGGAGGGCUAGUGUCAUACCUUACUAUGUGACUACUCACCCUCCAGCUGUUCAAAAACAGCAUUGACACUCAAGAGAAGCUUAGAUUGAACCUCCACUCAUUGAGUGUGAGUGUGAGUGAGCUUUUAGAAUACGGGCGUUAAUGUUUUUAAAAGGUUUAGAGUUUAAGGUUUGCAAAGGACAACCUUUUUUGGAUUAGAUGUAUACAAUCUAACCAUCUCAUUAUGUGGUAUGUAUGCAUUUAGAUUCGUGAUUUAACGUCGUGGUGUGCAGAAAUUAUCCAUUCAAUGGAAAUAGUCGAUGUUGUGGAUGACAUUCCGUCGGUGGAGUCACUUCUCAUAGGACAUGAUGAGAGAAAGAAGGAAAUUGAAGCUCGAGAGGAAAUGUUUGGUAGUGUCAUUGCACAAGGAGAACAGAUGAUCGAAUCAGGACAUCAUUCCAGUGAAGAGGUGAACAAUAAUUAAACAUUAGUUUUAUAAUGAAAAAAUCUUAAUCUUUGAUCAUUUUCAUCUCAUAUCAUAUCAUACCAUACCAUACCAUACCAUACCAUACCAUACCAUGCAUACCAUACCAUACCAUACCAUACCAUACCAUACCAUACCAUACCAUACCAUACCAUACCAUACAGGUACCAUACCAUACCAUACCAUAUCAUACCAUACCAUACCAUAGUAACCAUACCAUAUCAUAUCAUAUCAUACCAUACCAUACCAUACCAUACUAUGCCAUACCAUACCAUACCAUAUACCAUACAUACCAUACCAAUUUCAACUAAUUUUAUAUUAUCAGUAUAAUUGGAUUAGUGCAAGAUAGACAUAAACUUUUUAUUCGUUUACAGAUAAGUGAAAAAGUGGAGUUAUUGCUGAACGAAAGAGACAGGUUACAUGAAAGCUGGACGCAAUGUCAGACACAAUAUGAUCAAAUGUACGAACUCGCUGUGUUUAUGAAAGAAGCGAAACAAAUUGAAACAAUUAUGAGUUCACAAGAGGUAAGAUAUUUAUUAUUAUGAAUUACACUAUUCCAGUUAGCUUGAGAGAUAACCCACGCGACAUGAACUUUCAGAUAUAGUUACUAUCAAAUUCACACAGUGCAUAUCCAAAGACCAAUACAUGUCUUUUCUCUACGUACAAAAGUAGACAGUAUCGUCUCGCUGCAAAGUUGGUUGUGUAUACGAUUCCUGAACUUUUAUCCUGAUAACUUUUCAGCCAAGCAAACUUUUCAGCCAAGCAAACUUUUCAACUUGCCCGGUGUGGAUGCAUACUCAGAGUAACAUCACAAACAUCAUAUUUACUUGAGUAUAUAACACCAACAGACACACACAAAAGUUAAGAUAGUUUUAUCUGGUUCAUAAAUUCUAGCUUGUGAUGGCUGGAGCGGAACUUGGGAGUGCUGUAGACGAAGUUGAAUCACUCCUCAAGAGACACGAGAACUUGGAAAAACUUGUCUUAAAUCAAGAAGAAAAGAUAGCGGCUUUACAGGAAUUAUCUGACAACCUUGCAAGUCACGAACAUUUUGCUAGUGAUGUGUUAAGGGAGCGAGUAGAUGUUUUGUGUCAACGUCAUGAGAGGCUGCAGAAUCUGCUCGAGCAAAGACGUGAUAAUUUAGAAGAUUCGAAGAGGCUGGCCCAGUUUUAUCAGGAUAUUGUGGAGGUAGGAAUAAAUGCUUUAAAUUUUAACUGGAUUGGUGGGCACCUGGGUAAGCUGGCUCAGCCCCUAAAUAAAGACAGUUUAAUGUAGUUUAACUUCACGUUUACUGUAUCUUUUCAAACAGUUAAAUUCUUGGAUUACUGAGAAGCUUCAGACUGCUUCGGACGAUUCUUAUAAAGACCCAAGUAAUCUGGAAAGCAAGCUCAAAAAACACGCUGCAUUCUGCGCCGAAAUCACAGUUCAUCAGGAAACUAUUAAUGAUGUCAAAACUAUUGGAGACGCAUUAAUAAGUAACGAACAUUACGCCAGCGAUGAUAUUGCACAGCGACUGGAGUACUUGGAAAACCGCUGGCAAGAGUUACUGCAGUCGUCAAGUAUAAAAAGCCAAAGGCUUGCGGAAGCGAGAGAUCACGUGAAGUUCAAACAACAGGCUGAUACCUUGGAAAUGUUGGUUAAAGAUAAGGUAUGCUGAAUACCUCAAAGCUUAGAAACUUUGUUCUCAUGCUUGUCCCUCUUGUGAAAGCCUAAUUCCCAUUUGAUCUAAGCUAUCGUAGCCAAGUCAAUGUCACCACUGUGAUACUAUACAAUAAAUAUUGUAUUGUAUGUUAUUUUCAGGAAAAUAUCGUUUCAUCUGAAGAUACAGGCAACGAUUAUGAAGAAUGUCAAAUUUUGAACAGAAAAUGUGCGGAAUUUGGGCAAGAAAUUCAAGUUGAAAGUCAGCAAAUUGAAGAAGUUAUAACGUUAGCCAAUAAACUGGCUUCCGUUCGUCACUCUGGUGUGGAAAACGUUCGUGACAGACAGCAACUGUUGAGUCAAAGAUGGAAAAGAUUGAAAGAACUGACUAUCAAAAGGAAACAAAAUUUAGCCGCUGUCUUGCAAGUGUUCUCGUUCCUUAAAUCGUGUGAUGAGCUACUGGACAAUAUUAAUGAAAAGGUAUAUAGUCCGGAAGUAUAAUACUUCAUCAAAGAGCCACCUUAAAUGAAAAACGGAUGUGCGACACGUGUGAGGUUAAACUAAACUGCAUAGCUCUAUCAGUUUUGUCUUUUUUCUCCCAGGAAUUCCGUAUAGGGAACAUUUUUUCUGACCCGGAGUUACUAUGGGAUCGGAGGAAACUUUUAACUAUACUAACUUUAUUUGUACUGGAUAACUCUAUCAGUUCUAAAGUGAGGCCAUCUUUAGGCCCAAUGUUACUAAAAUGCAGGAGGAAACCAGAUUGGAAGCACUCUUCUCACAUGUGACUGAGGUGAAAUUAUAGCAAGUCAACUGCAUAAUGCAAGAAUAGAACCUCGAUCACCUAAAAGCAUAUGCACAAACCAUUCUUUAGUGCUCUUUUUGCCUUAGUGAAAUCUUCAUCGAAGGUACAGUAUCUAAAACUAGAGAAGCCACCUCAAAGUUGUUUUGAUAUUUUCCCAGGGUUCCCUGGCUUCUAUAGAAGAGUACGGCAAAGAUCUGCCUGGUGUCGAGUCACUGUUACGUAAACAUGAUGAGCUGGAAAGGAAUGUGAUUCUGUUGAACGAUUCUUUUGAAAAGAUGAAAGACAAAGGAGAAAGCCUCAAAACGAAUGAAACGAAAAUGAAACAAGAUUUAGAUCUGAAGAUUACUGUCAUGAUGGAGAAUUUUGCCCGAGUGAAUCAACUCGUUGUCAACAGGUAGCAAAGAGUAUUAUAUAUUUUGUGAAAAGAUAUUCGUACAGUAUUAACAACAGUGGAUUUUGUUGAAAUAAGUGUAUGGUUUAAUCGAAGCUCUACUUCAUCAACGUCUUAAACCAGGCUCUAUACCUCUGCCCCUUCCCCUCUGAAACCGCAAGGGGAGGGGGAGGAGUUAAGGGGCGUGGUUGGCGAGGUUGACCUUUCAUUAAAGUAUUAACGAUUUUCAUUGGAAAGUACUAUUCUUCGGAAUAUCUCUAAUUUGUGACAAAGGAUUUUUGCUUUUACUGUGAACAUAUGUUUUGAUUUUGAAACUUCGGUCAUAGACAAGAGUUUUGUACUUCGGUGUUUUUUCUUGAAAUAACAACUGGAGCACUAAGGAUCAUCCUUAGAAUUCACAGAGCUAUCCAGUAUAAAUAAAGUUCCUACACUUUGCGUAUUUUUCAGGCGGGAUAUGUUGGAAGAACACAAGUUACUUCAUAUGUUUCUCUCUGAUUAUGACGACCUCUUGUCCUGGCUACAAGAUCUACUGCACCAUCUUAAAUCUGACGAAUUACCUCAAAAUUUGAAAGCAUCGGAAGAAGCUCUAGGAGUACAUCAGGAACGACGGGUAGUUAUCCUUUUUAUCCUAUCCAUUCCUAUGUAUCCCAGUUAAUCCAAUUCUAUAUCUUAAUUUUAAAUCUACAGAGAAUGAUGGACGCUCAUCAAGGUCAAUCAAACCGCUGCGUGGAGUUGGGAAACCAACUUAUUAAUAAUGAACAUUUUGCUGCUUCGGAAAUUCUGAAGAAUGUAACAAAACUACAAGAUCUCUUGUCUAGUGUUGAGGAAGAAUGGAAUGGAAGGAAAGAAUUAUUGGAGCAAGGAUUACAACUUCAGGUGUGUUGUGAACAAAUCAGGGUGUUAACUAGAAGGGAAAAAAAAUUCGGCGAUUUAAUGAAAUUGGGAAAUCCAGUUAGCCCGUGACAUUCAGACCUAAGUUAAAAAAUAUCUCAUAUUCUCCUAUUUUGUAAUUGUGGUUUGAAUGUCGCGUCUCUUAAGUGGCAAUCUCGUUUCCUAGCAGAUUUCAAUUGACCCGGGUGAACUAAAUUGAAACCUUUGGAGUACACGUUUACUGACAUUGUUUUGCGUACUACAGUAACAACAGACAAAUACAUUUUUGGCCGAAUGGCAUCCUCGCAACACUUACCUAGUUCCCAAUUCUUCUUAAGCAACGUCCUGAAGUUGAAUAAUAAAAUAUAUAAUAAUAGUUACUUUUUUGGCCGAUCUAAUUAAAUUGCGAGAUUGGUAGCUGAACGUAAUUGGGUAAACUCUGUAUAACUCCAAAUUUUUGUCUGUCGCUUACACUGCUCAAAUACAUGCGGUUUAUUCUGUACUGAAUCGAAAGUUUUCUGACUUGAGGUUCUAUUUUAAUUUUGUUUCAUUUUUGUAGCGUUUUCUGGCAGAUGUAAGCCAAUUCGAGCACUGGAUUGUGUCCAAGGAGACUUAUGUUUUAAAUGACGACUUAGGCGAUUCUCUGCCCUCCGUUGACGAACUUCUUAAAAAUCACACAAACGUGAUGAACUCGCUGCUUGCUUACGAAGAACAAGCAAAGAAAUUAACAACAACCUCUGAGAAACUGCUAGAAUCCGGUAACUACAAUGAUAAAGUAAUCAAAAAGACAACUCUGAUCAUGAAUGAAAAAUGGAAAGGAUUAAAGGCCUCUGCUGGUGACAAACAAACAAGGCUCGAAGAAUCAAAAUUGUUGCAACAGUUUCUACAGGAUUCUCAUGAGGUAAAAUGUAUUUAAUGUAAUUUUCACAAGCAUGAAUAUCGGUUGAUAUCUGAACUAUCUGAAAUUUACUGAAAAUGAUUAUAAACACUUUGAUAUUUCGAGCGAAGCCCCAUAUCUCAGAGAGUAACGAUGACAGUUUGUCGCAUGAAGAAUACUACCUAUGUUGGGCCAUGUAUGUUUGACAUAAUUAUAUUGUGUACCAUUAAUAUGCUUUUUGGUGGAAAUAAGUUGAAGUCUUCCAUUUAUUUUUUAGCUCGAGUCAUGGAUGAAAGAAAAAUUGCAAAUAGCGAACGAUACUUCGUAUUUAGAAAGAAGUAACCUUCAACAAAUUUUACAAAAACACAAGACACUGGAAUCCGAGCUGUCUGCAAAUACAAGAAGUGUCGAAGACGCAAUCCUUCAGGGCAAAACCUUGGUUCAAGACAAACAUUUCGCUUCUAUUACGAUAGGAAAAACGAUCGACGAAAUACAAAGAUCUUGGAAUGAACUGAACGAAAAGGCCAAAGACCGGGGGAAGAAACUUCAUCAAGCUUCCGAGAAGAGGGGUUUUGACUGGUCCAUCGAGGAUUUCAUCGAAUGGUUAUCGAACGUAGAGAAAGCAUUAACUUCGGAAGACUUGGGACAAGAUUUGAACAGUGUUAACAGUUUAAUAAAGAAACAAGGCUUACUAGAAACAGACAUUGCUGCACAUCGGGAAAGACUGAAUGAGAUUUCGCGAAGAGUUGAAGAGUUUGAAGAGACCAACCAUUUUCAAUUGGAUGAGAUUCGUCAAAAGGCCGAUGAAGUUACAAAAAGGUAAAAUGUAUUACGUAAAUGUAUUAGCAUUCAGUUGGUAGAGUAUUCUGGCUAAAGGUGUUCCGUAUUGUAAGUCAGGAAAACUCUAUAAGUCGUAUACCAGUACUGGUUGGUUGCAUGACAAUUCUGCCUUUCAAUUCUGUGUCUUGAUUCCUGUAAUAUACUCAAAUCUUGCAUUGUAAUUCAUCUCAGUCCCAUGUGAAAUAAAUAGAGGAUAUUACACGGCGGCGCGAAGAUAUGACUUUUUAUCUUCGAGUGGUGAAAACAAUAUUUAACGAACGAGCGCAGCGAGUGAGUAAAAUUUUGUUUUGAACACGAGAAGAUAAAAGUCAUAUCUUCAAGCCAACGUGUAAUGUUCUGUUUAUUAUAUAGUCCCAAGCAAAAAACUGUAUAAGUACUAAAAGUCACUAUAUAUAAUAAAUGCCCUUAGUUUGACUCUUCGAAAACCAUACGUUUUCUCUGGGGGGCUCUGGUUUCCUCCUGUAAUAACACUAGACCAAUAAGGGUUACUGGAUGUAUAUAGGAAGAACAAUUUAGAACUGAUAACGCUACCAAGUAUAAGAAGCAAAGGUAGUUUAGUUUAGUAUAUUCUCAUGAGUGGUUUUAAUGUACAUAUGAUGAUUGUUCUCAUACUUGUAGGUACAACGAUCUAACCGAGCCUGCUGUACAUCGCUCGUCGCUGUUACAGCGGUCGUUGCAUCUUCAUCAAUUUCUUCGCGAUGUGCAAGAUCAACUGAGAUGGUUACAGGAAAAACAAAGAAUGGCAGAAUCAGAUGAAGUGGGCCAAGAUUUACUAGGUAUUUCAAAGUCUAAUGUAUUAUUUUUAAGUCUUAAAUUCAGCUUCAAAUUUGACAAUAAUUGCAAAAAUUGGCAAAAAUAGAAAUUCCUCAAAUUCAACAGCAAAUUAAAUUCCAAGUAUGAAUUUUAAUUUCAUAGUUGCGGAACCCCUCCCAGCAUCGAAAAGUAGUAUAUUCCUUUACUAAAAAUUGGUAUAUUCCUGUGUACUGAAAACUAGUAUAUUCCUGUGUAUUUUCCCAGUACUGAAAUGUAGUAUAUUCCUGUGUCGGUCUAGGAGCUGAGGCAUUGAUGAAAAAACACGAAGUGCUGGAAACUGAGGUGACUGUUCGUGAACAGCUUGUUAGGACUGUGGAAAAGACUGGGGAACGCUUGAUUAGUGAGCAACAUUACGCAUCGGAAGAUAUUCUUGAAAAGAACAGUUCUCUUCAGGAAGCAUGGAAAACAUUGCUAGCAACUAUUGAAGAGAGGAGGAAGAAACUGGAUGACUCUUUACAAGUGCAGAAGGUAGGGGGCUUAUCAAAAUGCAAUGUUAAUUUAGUCAUUCCAAUUGUGCUAGAAAUUCGAAAAAUUGGAAAGAGCAAUUCUACGGUAUUACUAAUGAAUAGCCGUUUCUUCUUUAUGUAGUAUUAUCGCAAUGUUCUCGAUACCGAGUCAUGGAUCACAGACAAGCUGUAUCUUGCUAAUAGUGAUGAUUUGGGUCAGUCUGAAGAGAGUGCAGAACUUCUACUUCGCUCUCAUGAAACCUUGCAACUUGAUGUACAUGGAUUUGAAUCGAAAAUAAACGAAUUGAAGAAACUUAGUCAGGAUAUGAUACAAAAUGGACAUUUUGAACAUGUCCUUAUUGCAGAACGUCAGGUACUUAAACCAGUAGCUAACUUUAGUUGGAUUGAAUUGUAAUAUAAGGAAUACAUGUUUUCCAAAAGAAAACUAUAUAUGGGUGUCUCCAGAUAGUCCGGUUUCCUCCUAACGGAACAGUAGACGAAUAAGGAAUGACUCUCACUGGACCUCGUAGGAGAACAGUUGAGAACUGAUAGAGCUAUCCAGUAAAAUCCAGUUUUUUUUUAUUCUUAGACGAAACUGGAACAGAAGUUCGAAGAUUUAAAACAGAGUGUGGAAGUACGGCAACAACGCUUAGAAGACUCCGUAUCUUGGUUUAAAUUUUCCCACGAGAUUGCUGAACUCCGUGACUGGAUGCUUGAUUUAGAGAAAGUCGUAGACUCCGAGGAUUGCGGCACAGAUUUGGAGCAUGCGCAAAUGCUGCUGAAUAAGUUUGAAGAUUUCGCGCGAGAUUUAGUUUCAUCUGAGGACCGAGUGGUAGCCAUCAACGAUAUGGGUCAGGAAGUGAUUGAAGCUGGACAUAGCCAGGCACAGGUACAGAUAAAGCUGUUUAACUUUAAAAAGAAUAAAAACCUACCAUUAUUCUACAACAGUGUACUCCAUCAUUUCACAUGUGAAAUGGUAUGUGCAUUUUCCGUAAGGGAGGGUAGCACCAAGGCAAUUUGCAUAGUGUAACAUCGACUUGUCUGUUGUGGAUGCGAAACUUGAUUGUAACUCGCCUAAACUCACCGCAAGUUUGGACGAUUUAAGGUGAGUUUUGGCGAUUUAAGGUGAGUUAAGGUCCCAGACAAGUACAUAUAAAGCAAAGUGGACCGCAGUCACAGAUGUGAAAAGCAGAGGCACUAAUAAUCAUUGUACUACCAGCUCACUAUCUUCUUUGUGUUUCAGGAUAUUGAACGAACGAUAUUGGAACUUUGUGAAGACUGGGAUGAUUUGAAGGAGCGAGCUAGCGCGCGGUUGAAGAGACUAGAAGACUCGCGAGACUUGCAUAGUUUUAAGAACAACAUGGAGGACACAAAAACGUGGAUCCAGGAGAAACAGGGGAUGUUGAUGUACAAUGAGGAUCUUGGAAAAGACUGCUUAACUGUAAAGAAAUUGUUACGAAAACAUGAUGAAAUGAAGGUAUUAUGUCGGCGGCAAUACGAUUUUACGAAGGUGUUAUAUUAUGUGUUGUGACGUCAUUUGUAAGGGGGCUCAAUAGAUGGAUUCAAUAUUAUCAAAUUUGAGGAUUUAUUAAUUAGUUACUUUACUUAGCCUUAACCUUUUUUCUUCAUUUACAGAGAGACGUGGAUGCUGUAUCAAUGAAAGCAAAGAACUUCCAAAAAGAUGGUCUCAACUUAGCUUCCCAAGUUCCUGCAGAAAAGGAGGGCCUCGAACUGUUGCUCGCAGAAGUUGGUGAUAUGCUUCAACAAUUGCUUUCAAGCAUGGCUUCUCGACGACAAAAGCUUGAACAGUCUUUGGAGUUGCAACAGUUUCUAAGUGAACACAAGAAUAUCAGGUAAAAUGCCUUCGUACAUGAUUUAACAAUCAUAUGAUUUUUAGUAAUUACUCCACUUAUUUUGAUUUAUAUUGUUUCUGCUUUUCAGUUCUUGGAUAGCAAAUAUGACUGCACAGGUGAAGUCAGAUUACCAUGGAAACAACGGAACUGCUCUUGAAGGGAUGUUAUCUAAACAUCAUGAACUUAAAACAGAAGUCGAUACAAUGCGUAAAAAUGAUGAAAACCUCGAUGCCUCUGGUGAAAAUCUCCUCAGGGAACAACAUUAUGCUUCGGAAAUGAUAACAGAGAAGCUUGAAGAAUUGCGUACAAGUUGGAGUGUUCUUUUGAAAUCAUGGGAAGAUCGCACUGAGGAGCUUCAGAAACGAAAGAAAGCUGAAAAUAUGAAUCGUGAGGUUACUCAACUGGAAGCAUGGUUGCUUAACCAAGAGGCUGAACUCUCGUUGAAUGAGAUUGGCAAUUGUUUGGAAAAUGUUGAGGAUUUAUUGAAGAGACAUGAUAAAGUCGAAAGAAUGUUACAUGCUCAAGAGGAACGUUUUCUGGGCUUGAUCCACUCCUCAGAUGACGAGGAGGGUUACAAUGUGGCAAUUGAGGAGAAUGAAGGCGCUGUUAUCGAGCAUGUUGAUGAUCUAACUUCUACGUCCUUGGCUUCAGAAGAUAAUUUUUCAGCGAAUAACAACUAUGAUACAGCAUAUAUUAGUGAGAUAUCUGAAUUGAACAGCACAUCAAGCCCUCAUAAUGGCUUAACAAACAGGUCCUUGGAUUCUGACGACUUUUCAACGAGCACAGCAGAAAUAACUAAGCUGUCUGAAUUGAACAGUAUGCCAGAUUUGUCAAAUUUCAAUUUUCAAGGUGAAGAAACUGGUGGCAGGGUCAUACAAAGUGAUCAGUUACCCAAACUCAAUUUAGCGGCUUCGGAGUGGACGAUGGACCAAAGUGAUGAUGACUCUAAAUUGACCGAAGACGCGGCGAUGCUUAUCGAUGGAAUGGCAAUUGGUGUUGGAAAUGAUCAUGUAAAAGCUGAUGUUCCAGAUAUGUUUGUAGACAAAGCGAGCUCAGAAACUAUGGACUAUGAAAGUACUAGAGUCAUUGAUGAAUACCCUACAUCAACCAGUACAGAUGUUUUUAAUGAGAGAAUUAAAACGAACUCUCCCAAACUUCAGAAUAAGAAAAGUUUGUAUAAAGAACCAAUGUCAGCCUCAGAUCGUAUACUAGGCGUUUCGCCUUUGUGCUCUGGAAUGUUGCAACGUAAACAAGAGACAGACAUUUCAGGGCAGCGUUCGGUUGCUCAACCUUGGAGGUCGUAUUAUACAGUUCUAUCUGAAGAUAUUCUUCAAUUCUUUAAAGAUCUCGAAGGUUUUAAAUCUAAGUGGCAUGUGUCGAAGCCUAUGAGUUUAGUAGGUUCUUUCUGUGAACAAGUUAGGGAAAGUUCAAGACAGGGUUAUAUAUUUAGAGUCAUUUUUCGUGAUAAGUCCGAGUAUUUGUUUGCUACUGAAAAUGAGGAAGAACGUAAGUUGUGGGUGAUGAAAAUCAAUUCGGUGAUAAAAAUGGCUGCAAGGUAUGGUAGCAGUAGUGGUGGUGAUGGUAACGUUUACUAUGGUGAUAAUAGUGGUAGUCAUGGUGAUAAUGAUGGUCAUGAUGAUGCUUAUGGUCACAUUCACCACAGAGAUGGUGAUUUUGAUGGUGCUGGCCAUGAUAAUAGUGAUGAUCUUCAUUCUGAUAAUGAUGAAGAUGAUGGUGGUCGUUAUAGUCAAGUUUAUCAUGAUGAUAGUGAUGGUGCUUUUGAUGGUGAUAGGGAUGAUCAUGAUUCUGGUAAUGAUGGCAGAGGUGAUAUUGACGAUAUUAAACCCGAUGAUAAAAAUUCAAAUAAUCUUAAAAAAGCGCAUUCCGACCUUUACAACUCCAAUACACCCAUGAUUGUCAUCACAGAUACGAAUUCAAACAACGAAUUUCUGGUGGAAGAUGAGAUUUAUACUGACACACAUUCAUCGUCUGAAGAGGAUGCUCAACUUUCUGAUAUUCAAUUGUCUGAUAAAGAUAUGCGAUUGUCUGAUGAAGAUACGAUGUCAUUACCUGAGUACUCUGACUACGAACAACCAAGUUGGUAUCCUACGCCGAAUUCGGAUUCAUUGGAUCAUAAUGACGCGUAUCCAGUUCCUAAACUUUCCAAUCAGGACAAUGGUUCCACCAGUGAUAGUGACUCAUUCGAAACCCCACCCCCUCCCCCCAGUAACCCACCGUCUUAUCCUGCUGCCGACUCGAUCGCUCCCCCUGGUAAACCUUCAGCUCGCGUCUUCAAAACCAAAGACAGCAAGGAAUAUAAUUCCCCACCUCCCGUGCCAAGCACCCCACCUCCCUCAAUCCCUGUAUCAGACAUAGAAUCAAAUCUCUCCCCUGACUUGCCAGAGGGUUUUCCUCCGGAGGCCACGGAUGAUAAUCUUUCGGAUUUGUUGGAUUUCAUCCCCCCUCCUGUGUUGGACCCAUCUUUCGAUUUUCUCGAGGGAACGAAGGACGAAGUCAAGUUUACUCCUUCAACACGACCUCAACCAGAAACCAAGAGUGAUCCCUCUACUUCUUCGAGGUUUAGUUCUCGGAGAAUCGCCCCUCCCCCGCCUCCCCGUCCCUCCGUGUCAUUGCUGUCCGACAUGGACCUACCUAUAUCUAUACAAACCGAGCGGAAACAACAUGAACGCAAAGACGAAAAGAAAGGACUGUUCUCAGGUAUCUUUAAAAGAAAGAAAUAAAGGAGCCAUAUGAUUUAAAACGCCUUAAUUUUGACCCAUCACAAAAAAACAGUAAAAUUGUAGAUAUGACUGAAUCGUAUUCGUAAUAAGUAGAAUUAAUGUUUAUGCACGUUGCUACCCUUUACUUGCAUACUACUUUUGUUCCAUUCUAUACCCGCAUUAUCAUAACCAUGGUAACCAGACAAUGAUGACUUCGGUGCGAACUAGAAGGAAACAUGUGUUUACGUGUAAUUUUGUAUUAUGUAUGCAUUAUCACUAUAUUUUUUCUCUAUGAUUUUUUGUAACUUUGUAUAAAUUUUUACGCACUCACCGCAUGAAAUAUAUUCCGACAAACUUGUAAAUUUUUGUGGGAGAAAUAAAUGUAUUACAAUGGAC